This is a messenger RNA of Tympanuchus pallidicinctus (lesser prairie-chicken), 1902 nucleotides long. Its product is annotated as 24-hydroxycholesterol 7-alpha-hydroxylase. Gene Ontology annotation, biological process: bile acid biosynthetic process; cholesterol homeostasis. Bases 16 to 1443 code for a protein of 475 amino acids. The transcript has 11 exons. The record is from RefSeq and is a predicted model, not a curated record. Gene Ontology annotation, molecular function: heme binding; iron ion binding; steroid hydroxylase activity. NCBI's taxonomy places the organism in Eukaryota, Metazoa, Chordata, Aves, Galliformes, Phasianidae.
AACCUGAGCUGUUCUAUGAAAGUUUCCAUCUGCAAUGCCCUACGGACAUCGGCUCUGCGGGCACGCCGUUCCUGCCCGCCGUUACUGCAGGGAGCGGCGCUCCGGUUCACACUCGUCACAGCCCCGCGCUGCUCUGCCCCUCACGCCGCCCGAGGUCGCAGAGAGGCGGGGCGGGGCGGCGAUGGCGGCGGCGCUGCUGCUGGCCGCUGUCGUUGCGGUCGCCGUCAUCGCGUGGGUUUUGCGUCCUCCGAGCGAUCCGCGCCGCCCCCCCUGCAUCGGGAGCCGCGUGCCCUGCCUGGGGGCCGCGCUGCGCCUCGCCGCAGCGCCCCUGGACUUCAUCGAGCGAACCCGGGCCGAGUCUCUGUUCCCGCAGAAGCCUUCUAUCAGAAUCAUGGCAGGCUGUACAGCAUGAUGAAGGGGAAAAUGGGUCCCUCCAACGUGCACCUGUUCACAGGCACGCUGUGUAAGGAGCUGCACGAGCACAUGGCGCACCUGGGCACUGCUGGCACGGGCGACCUCAUGGAGCUGGUGAGGCACGUCAUGUAUCCAGCAGUGGUGAACACUUUGUUUGGGAAAGGCGUCUGCCCGACCAGCCAGAGCCAACUCAGGGAGUUUGAAGAACAUUUUUGGAAGUACGAUGAGGACUUUGAAUAUGCUUCUCAGAUGCCAGAGUGCUUGCUGAGGAACUGGUCUAAAUCCAAAAAAUGGCUUCUAAAAUUAUUUGAGAAAGUAGUGUCAGAUGCUGAAAGAACCAACCCUUCAGAGACCACAUCCAAGACACUACUUCAGCACCUCCUGGAUAACCUGCAAGGAAAACAUCUGGCUCCCAACUAUGGUCUCCUGAUGCUCUGGGCCUCCCAAGCAAAUGCUGUCCCUAUUGCAUUCUGGACCCUUGUUUUCAUACUCUCUUAUCCUACGGUUUACAAGAAAGUCAUGGAAGACCUGGCUUCUGUUUUUGGCAGUGCAGGUAAGGAUGACAUAGAAGUCUCUGAAGAGGACCUGAAGAACCUCCCUUAUGUUAAGUGGUGCACUUUGGAAGCCAUACGGCUGAGGUCUCCAGGUGCAAUCACCAAGAAAGUAAUAAAACCAAUCAGAAUUCAGAGUUUCACCAUCCCUGCAGGUGAUAUGCUGAUGUUGUCUCCAUAUUGGCUGCACAGGAAUCCAAAAUAUUUUCCCGACCCAGAAAUGUUCAAACCUGAUCGUUGGAAAGAGGCAAAUUUAGAGAAGAAUGCUUUCUUGGACGGCUUUGUGGCAUUUGGAGGAGGGAAGCAUCAGUGUCCAGGAAGAUGGUUUGCUAUCAUGGAAAUCCAGUUGUUCGUUGUGCUGUUCCUGUACAAAUACCAAUUUGUGCUUUUGGAUGCAGUACCAAAGGAGUGUUCCUUUCCAAAGCCGUGGUUCUCACAAACCUGCUGUGAAGAGAACCUGCCUGCUGUCACAGCCUGAACAGGGACACGUGCCCUGCAGCUAAACUGACAAAGAGAAGAGGAAGGAGUUAAAAGUGUCCUGGGCUUUGUGACAUUGCCCUUCAGGCUGGAAGGAAGAAUCCUUGAAGAAUGUGAGAGGUUGCUCUCAAGCAGUAGCAGACAGCCCAGCCACAGUAAGGAGGAAGGUUGGCUCUUCCUGCCUGGUGCUGAUUGACAUCUUCACCCACCCAGGCGUUACAGUGGUGAAUAUACUUCAAACCAUUAGGGUUUUUAAGACCUCAUGCCCUCCUCUGCCACAGGAAUUGGAAUAGAAGUAGAAAGUGAAGCCCUUUUCAGCUACUCCAGUGGAGCCAAGAAAUAUUUCAGUAUUUGGUCUUGUUUCUAAGACAAAAGUUCUAAGAAUAUGUUUAUGUAUAAAUAUUAAAGCAAGAUGAUAAUUCCGUUAACUGAACUGACUAAAGUGCUUCUGUCAAUCUCU